UCUCGCGCAGCCAUCCAAACCUUCCCGUUCCUCUAGCACACUGCACAGAUGCUCCAGCCAAUUUGACAGUCGGUUUGAUAUCGUCUCUGAGGAACUGAGCGGUUGGAGGACCGGAGAAAAGAAACACCCCGUUUGCGUCCAUAUGAGGAGCCACUGACCGUGGGAACGAUGAUAAUCACGAAUCCUUCCCCGGACAGCAGGACUUAAAACCUGCAGUCCCACUGCUCAACCCGUCCCUUUUAUUUCCACAUUUUAGUAGAGAUACGGACGUAGCGACAUUUUUGUACCAUCUCCCUCGUUGUAGCCUAUUUUAACCCCUGUACAUUGAGCUUGACAGUGUCUUGGGACGAUGUGGAAAACUGGUCUUCUUCUCCUCUUUUGGGGACUAUUAACGUCUGGUGAACUCCAGCAAGAAGAAACGGAGCCAGAGCGCCGAAGUCUGCCACCGUCGGGAAAGUUGGAUUUUGGCUAUGUGCCUCAGGGAGUUUACCAAACCCUCGCCUAUUACGAACCUGGAGUAAUAGGGUUACUGUUCCACAUGGUGCACGCUUUCCUAUACGUAGUGCAGCCCAACCCGUUCCCGGAAGAUCUCGUCAUCAAAGUCGCCAAGGAUAAAUUUGGAGCCAUUCAGUCGGAGUAUCAGAAGCCAGAGAACAUUGUUCUGACGCUCCAGGCCAUCUACUAUGAGACAGGUUUCGUGGUGUGUGCUGUGCUCGGCCUGCUCUUCAUGGUCCUGCUGCCCCUGGUCGGCCUCUUCUUCUGCCUGUGCCGCUGCUGCGACAACUGUGGUGGCGAGAUGCACCAGCGCCAGCGGAAGAACGCAGACUGCCAACGGGGCCUGCUCACCACACUGCUCUUCGCCACCUCGCUCGUCAUCACGGCUGGAGUACUGUGUGCGUAUGCAGCUAACCAGAACCUGAGCUCACAGCUCAAAGGCAUGAGGAGAUUGGUCAGUAGCAACCUGAGGGACCUGCAGAGUUUUACCAACGAGACGCCAACGCAAGUUGAUUAUCUAAUAGCACAAUACGCCACUGCCAAGAACAAAGUCAUUUCUGACUUGGAUAAUGUGGGUCCUCUGCUUGGAGGGAAGAUUCAUGAGGAAUUGGGGAAAGAAGUCUGUCCUGCAAUGGACGGAGCGCUCCGUAUGGCUGGUGCCAUGCGGGAGACCAAAGACGCCCUGGAGAACGUGAGUAUGUCUCUGGAGGUUCUCCAGGAGGCGACAGGGAAGCUCCACUUCAACCUGAGCCUGGUGCGCUUCAGCCUCAAUAGAACCCUCAACGACCCGGGCUGCAACGACGAGGACUCAGACGCCACCACCGCCCAGCUCUGCCUCUCCAUCCGUAGCUCCCUGGCACAGCUCCACGUCAGCGCCAACUUCACCCGGUUACCUGAUAUGAACAAUCAGCUGGAAAGUGUGAAUCAAUUGAUGAAAACGGACCUCAGCAAUAUCAUUCAAAAGGGCUACUCCUCAUUCAAUGACACUCCAGCGAUGGUCAGUGACCAGAUGAGGAACGUAUUCGAGGGAGCCCGGGGCAUGUUGGACAUCAUCGGCACCAACAUCAGCAGCUUCUCCAAGGUGUUCCCUGUACACAGCACUAUGGCCAACUUCACCAACUUCAUUAGUCACACACACUCCAAGAUAGAAGACUCCUACCCCGAGAUUGACCAGAUCGACUUCUACAGGUGGAUUUGCUGUAUUGGCCUGUGCUGCAUGGUGGUUCUCAUCCUUGCUUUCAACUUCCUGGCCAUACUGUGUGGCACCAUAGGCUAUGACAAGCACGCCUCCCCCACCACACGGGGCUGUGUCUCCAACACCGGCGGCACCCUGCUAAUGGCCGGUGUGGGCUUCAGCUUCCUCUUCUCCUGGAUACUGAUGGGAGUGGUGACCGCCACCUUUCUGGUCGGGGGCAACUUGGAGAAGCUGGUCUGCGAGCCCUUCCACACCAAGCAGCUUUUCAAGGUUUUGGACACUCCUCACCUGGUGAACCCUGAGUGGAGGAACUUCAUCCCAGGGUACAUGUACAACGACUCAGACCUGGAUCUCACAGUGGAGAGUCUCUACAGUAAUUGCAAGGAGAACAGAGGUAUUUACUCUGCCAUGCGCCUGGACAAAGUCUUCAAUGUCACACCCUUCCUAAACUCUAGCCUGUACACCAAGGAGGUGGGGAAGAUGUUUAAUGAUGUGAAGAUUGACCUGAGAGUUAUCGUUCUGCUGGAGUCUGAGGGGAAGCAGAACCUCAUUGGCUUCUCUGAGACGGGCGUCGACAGGAUCAACUACGCAGCCUAUCUAGAGGAGGUUAACAAAGGGGUGACUCAGGUGGACUUGCUGUCGUACGCCAAUGAGCUCGAGGCACAGACGGACCUUAUGCCCAAGGGGCCCCUCCAGACCUCUCUAAAGGGCCACGCCAACAGUCUCCGGCAGAUCCACAGUCAGCAGGUCGUCCCUAUGGAGCAGGCCAUGAGUAUGCUGAACCAGAGCAUCAGACUACUGGAGAGGACGGCCUCAGACCUGCCGAACAAAGUCGCCGAUGUACUGGCGACCAUCGAAGCAGCACAGUAUCUCAUCUCCCAGAAUGCCACACAAGUCGUCAACCAGGAAACGGAAAAGUACAAGCAAACCAUUGUUGGUUAUUUCAGGCAAUACAUAGAGUGGGUCAGGACUUCUCUGACCAUGGAGGUAGCGGCUUGCAAACCCUUCAGCAACAUCGUGGACACAGUGGAGAUCGUAGCCUGCAGCUUCUUGGUUGACUCAUUGAACACAUUCUGGUUUGGCCUAGGCUGCUGUGCCCUAUUCCUCCUUCCUAGCAUCAUCCUGUCAGUAAAACUGGCAAAGUUCUACCGUAGAAUGGACACAGAGGAUGUUUACGAUGAUUCCUCUGUUUCUGGGACUUGGCAUUUUACUUUGUGAUAACCAUUCCUACUAUUUCCAUCUUCUUCCAUCCUUACUUUUCAUUUCAUUUCUCUCCGUCAAGCACUUUGCACUUUAUGAAGAAAAUUGAAAAAAGCGGCGUAUUAAGUACUAUUCAUAUUGUUUUAUGCAUCCUUCAGUAGCCCUCACCUCUCCCAUGCACUUACAGUAGUGAAUGAAUGCGAUAGACAAGUCACCAAGUGUCUUGAUCAAAGACGUGUAUCGACGUAAUCUGAUCAGUGCCCAAAAACCUUUUGGUGCAUUUCUAUUGCCGAGCAUUUCAUACAUUUUUUUUUGUUCUUUUUUUCUAUCAUUGUAGCAUUGAGACAAUUCCCAUGAAAACGUAAGAUACUAUUGACCCAUUUUACCUUUCCUUUCUCCUUCCAGUAGAACUCAUCCGUACAUCUGCGCUUUUCUGUGGAUUUUGUACAUAGAUUGAAUUGCUGAUUUCUUGGUGCUGGUUCUUGGUGUUUAACAUUUUUAGCUUUGAAAUGCAUCCGUCGGUAUAUUGUUUUGGCUUUCCUUUGCGUGCAAUCUUGAAAAAGUGCCCCUUGUUGAUCAUUAAGGGCUCUGCUUUCUUGUUUUUAGUAUUUGAUUAUUAGGAGUUAGUAACACAAGCAUUUCACUGCACCCGCUAUUUAAAAAAAAAGUUUUAAAAAGUAUUUAACCUAACUAGUCAGUUAAGAACAAAUUGUAUUUACAGUGAUGACCUACCCCGACCAAACCCGGACGAUGCUAUAACAUCUGCUAAACUGUGUAUGCAACUAAUACACUUUGAUUGGAUUCUUACAAGCCCACCUUUUGUUUUUGUAAGUUAAGGUGUAAGAUAAAGUACUGUGGUUGAUGCAUUCUAGACUUUCUAUAUAGAACCAUACGUUUGUUUACGUUUAGAAUAGACGCUUAGCAUUUCCCCAAGUUUUCCUACUUCGAGAGAAACUUUAAUUGCCGAGGGUUGAUAGCAUGCCCUGUCUCUCACGUCAUAUCUUUUCAUCAUGUUUUUUUGGUAUGCAAUGUUUUGUUUCAGUAUGGAAAUUGGUAAUAAUGGUUAUCAUAUUGAGCAUUUACAAAGGUAUCCAAAAACCCUGUAAUGACAAGGUAAACAAAAUAUAAAGCAGUCCGACGGUAAAAAAAAAUCUAUUUGCAUGGCCUGUUUCAGGGAGGGAUUGGGGCAGGGGCGGCAUGUUGGCUAAGGGGCAGUCAGUCACUCAGUGGGGUGGUUAAAUAAGGUUGCUGGGACACAGUGCAUGCCCAAUUGGUUGGCUAGCUCCUCAGACACGUCUGGAGGUCAGCUGAUCUUUCCACUGGAUGCUACACUGGUUGCUGCUCCAGCAUUGGGAGGUCACAAACAAGCCAGCUAGUCCACUGUUUACUGCUUGUGUGUUUUAGUUUUGGGUUACACAAGAUCUUUGGAGCAUUACUAACCCACUGCAUGCUCUGUGCACAAUGACUUGAUCAAGUGAAAUGAAACUCCUUGCAUGUCUCCUCUUCUUUAGAAUUGGGCAAACUGCUGUGAAUGUACACGUGAUCCUUUUGCUUCGAGAGAGGCAAAAAGAGAGGCAAGCAUGUCUGCUUUGGUGUGGUGCUACUGAGACAACUGCUCAUGUGACGAACUUCUAACGACCUCUAACUGCAUGUUUUUCAUUGAAAUGUACAUUUGGACGGCCAAGCAAUGUGAACCAAACACAGAGAGCAUCACCGCAGAAUGACAGACAGGGGAACGUGACAAUAACACACAUGCGGAGACUACCACCUAUGGCUUGUCUUUUAUUACAAUCUACCCAGUAUCAUCAUCAAUUCACCAUGACCAUGGUUUCACUCUCUACUUCCCUCUAAAAGUCAAUAUAAAAUCCGUUUGGAUAGAGUGGAUAUUAUUCCCUCAGUUCAGUGCAUAUGCAACACGUGUAUGGUUACACACAGGCAAAUUUACUGCAUACAUUCACCUUGGCAUCAUACCAUCCCUUGUUGGCCUCAAGCCCUCAGCGAGUGUCGAUGGAGUGGUUCUGCUCUGUGUUUUGGGGAAAGCCUGCUGCUCCCUUCAAGUGCAGGAUCUGAAAGCUAGAGACAGGACUAACAAAAUGGUUGACCCUCGAAUGUUCCCUUUUCCUGGCAUUGAUGUUGUCCCCCUUUCCUGUACCCCUGUGCCACUAGCAUCCUUGCCUAUGACACUAUGACUAGGUUCCCACGGGCCUCCGCUCCCCCCAGGCAUAUUGACUGGUGAGAGAGGCCCGGGCUUUUUGACCGACUCCAGAAAGUGCCAUCGGAAACUGGAACUGAAACACUAGAUUGACACCAUCAAUUUCCCAACCCUUGGACAAGACAAAGCUUCAAAAAGAGGUCCUUACCUGAUGUAUUUUGUGUGUGUUCAGCCGGUCCUCUCUUCCUCUGUCUGCACGGAUCUUUUUACUGACAAGAUCCUAAUGACCAGUCACAGCCUGUUCUGGAUAUCCGCUGUCCAAUAGGACCCCCCCCCUCAGACACUACAGAAGGUGCUGUCAUCAACCCUUUCUUUGAUCUUCCCCGGGGGGGGGGGAAACUAUAAGGAAGCCAUACAUCUGAGCCAGUGUCGGUCGACCUUCAUCCUUCACCUCUCACACAGCUGUCUAGUGUGUUUACAUUAGUCUGGCCACAAUAUCAGAGCCGAGGCUGAGUUCAAAUUGAGGACACAACGACAAUUACAUGGCUGUGUACUCUCAAAUCUUUUGUACUUCUUUCGCGUUGUCUAAACAGUGAAUGAAAAGAUCCUUUGAAAUGUCAUGUAGAGCUGCUACUAGAGCAUUGCCAUUACUGCUCAUAUUUGAGGGGUCUUUGCGAUGAUGUUUUACUAACUGAUGAGGAGAGCCGUUUGAGACGUAUCACGUGAAACAAACAGGGUUGAGGCAAACUCCAGACGGUUGCCUUUUAGACCUGUUUUACCACAGCAUUUUGACUGGUGUCCACCAUCUUGUUGGAUAUGAGGAAAUACUGUAUCUCAUAUCAGUGUAUAACAGGUAGGAUAUCACAUGAACCUGGACAGAAAUGUCAAGAGACUAUAACAUUCCUUAGUUGAUUAAUUGAUUAACAGUAAAUGCAAAGUAUCCUGUUGCGUAUACGGCACGUUAAUAAAGAUAUUUUCCCGGGGCUAUUGUAGUGGUCAAACUUUAAAUUGGAGAACUGCUAUUUGAAGCCAAAUCCAAUUUUUACUGUAGGUCUCAGGUCUUUAGUUGUAUAACAGUUAUGCAUAAUAUAUUGUUUCAAUCUUUUUUGUUGUUGUAAAUCCCACAGUAGCUUUUGGUACCUAUGGAACUAUGGAAGGGGGAAUGUAUUGAAUAGUCAUUUGUAUAUAAGAGAUGUAUUGCUUAAAGUGAUUUAUGACACCCGUGUGGACUAUGCUGAACAACGUUAACAUACUGUAAAAAUGUGCCACCCCCCCCAAUAACAUAGCCCAUCUGUUCUCACUUGUUUACACGUUCCUUCUUCCCUACUGUCUGCCUCACAAAGAUGGGGACAUUAGCCUGCUUAACUACCAUGUGCUGUCAAUCAAAUAGCAUUAAUCCAAUCCAAUAGAGGCUUGUUGAUGAGUGGAGCGAGGACAUCUUAUUGGUAUAACUGAUCUUGCCCGUUGAGUCUUGGAAAGAAAGGCCACUUCCCAAUCAACCAUUACUACUUAAGUACAUGCCUGCAGACUGCUUACCUUAACAAGUGUAUGAUUAAUCACAUGACAUGCUAUUUUACUGAGAUCUAAUGACAGGCGUUUUAUAUGCACUAUCUGGUUAGAUAGUGGGUGCAAUGUUUCCUGGUUGCUUUAAGGGUAGAACUGUAAUGGUGGCACCGGAUAGUGGGGGGUGCACUGAUGGUGAUCAUUGGAAAUGUGUGUCCUUGUAAUGAUGAUUUUUUUUUUUUGAAAGUGUACAAAUGUGAAUAAACUUUCAGUUGCAUUCUUGUA
Molecule: messenger RNA, 6830 nt
Organism: Oncorhynchus kisutch (coho salmon)
Lineage: Eukaryota; Metazoa; Chordata; Actinopteri; Salmoniformes; Salmonidae
Product: prominin-1-A
Exons: 26
Coding region: 350-2908 (852 amino acids)
Cellular component (GO): microvillus; prominosome; cilium
Molecular function (GO): cholesterol binding
Source: RefSeq, a predicted model, not a curated record